GGACACGGGACCUAGAACCAGAUGGUCCGGAGGCGAAACACGGGCUCGAGCAGCACCAGCAGGAGCAGUAAAGCCCCGCCGUGCCACAGGAACUGAUCCAGCCCCGGCGGGCAGCGCAGCUGGGGGCUGUACCCAGCACCAGAGACAGAGGCAGGGUUUGGAGCCCCCCACCCCAACGGCGGCAGCUUAAUCCUCUGCCGGGGGGGCCCCCUGCGCCGUCUUCUCCUCCCUGCAUCGCCCUUUGCUUUCAUGCAACGCCUGGUGGCCUGGGACGCAGCAUGCCUCCCCAUCCAGCCACCUGCCUUUAAAUCCAUGGAAGUGGCUAAUUUCUACUACGAGGCGGACUGUCUGGCUGCUCUGAACAAGCUGCACCCGCGGGCGGCCGGGGGCCGCUCCAUGACCGAGCUCACCGUAGGGGACCACGAGAGAGCCAUCGACUUCAGCCCCUACCUGGACCCCUUAGCAUCCCAGCAGCCGGCGCAGCCGCCUCCUCCCGCAGCAGCAGCAGGGGGCAACUUUGAGCCUGCCUGCAGCAGCGGCGGCGGCCAAGAUUUCCUUUCCGAUCUCUUCGCCGAGGACUAUAAAGGCAGCGGCGGCAGCAAGAAGCCCGACUACACCUACAUCAGCCUCGCCCGGCACAGCCACCCCUGCGCCAGCCAGAGCCACAAGCCGGGGGGACUGCCGGGCUGCUUCCCGCCCCAGAUCGUGGAAACCAAAGUGGAGCCGGUCUUCGAGACCCUGGACUCUUGCAAAGGGCCCCGCAAGGAAGAAGGGGGAGCCGGGCCGGGACCGGGGGGCAUGUCCUCCCCGUACGGCAGCACCGUGCGCUCCUACCUGGGUUACCAGUCGGUGCCGAGCGGCAGCAGCGGGAACCUGUCCACCUCGUCCUCCUCCAGCCCCCCCGGCACCCCCAACCCCUCCGAGUCCUCCAAGUCGGCCGCCGCCGGCGGGGGCUACUCCGCCCCCCCGGCGGGUAAGAACAAGCCCAAGAAGUGCGUGGACAAGCACAGCGACGAGUACAAGCUCCGCCGGGAGAGGAACAACAUCGCGGUGCGCAAGAGCCGCGACAAAGCCAAAAUGCGCAACCUGGAGACGCAGCACAAAGUCUUGGAACUGACGGCCGAGAACGAGCGGCUGCAGAAGAAGGUGGAGCAGCUCUCCCGGGAGCUGAGCACCCUCAGGAACUUGUUCAAACAGCUGCCCGAGCCCCUGCUCGCCUCCUCGCCGCGCUGCUGACCCCCGCGGCGGGCCGCGGCCGGGGCCGGGCCGGGCCGAGCGGCGCCGCCGCCGCCGGCUCCCUGCUCCCGGGCCGGGGAGAGGGCAGAGCCCGGGGGGCGGAUUGGUUUGGUGUUCGGUUUGUUUUUUGUUUUGUUUUGUUCGUGGUCUUUAUUUUCGUGCUGGCGGAAGGCCCCGGCAGGGCGCGGGCCGGCGGCGGGGCCGGGGCGGCGGCGGCGGCGGCGGCGCGGGGCCCCGGCCCGGGCGGGCUCCGCAGGCUGCCGGGCGCUGGGGUUAUUUAAAACGGCGAGAGGAGAGCAAGGGCAGACUGAUGCAAUCCUUUAAGCAUGGCUGGGAAUGCUGUGUACAUGAUGCAAUCUCGUGUAACUGUCAGUCAUGAAUUGAGUAAUCUGUUAAAGAUGUUCCUACAUUUUUUUUAUUAUAAAGAAUAAUCUAUUUCUAUAAGAAAAUACAUAUGUAUAUUUUGGGAUCUAUGCAUUCUUGCUACAUUUGAAGCAUUAAUGAACAAUUUUAAUAAACUUUAUGACUAGGUUAAAAAA
This is a messenger RNA of Rhea pennata, 1775 nucleotides long. It is a transcript of the gene CEBPB, whose product is annotated as CCAAT enhancer binding protein beta. Gene Ontology annotation, biological process: DNA-templated transcription; regulation of transcription by RNA polymerase II; regulation of cell differentiation. NCBI's taxonomy places the organism in Eukaryota, Metazoa, Chordata, Aves, Rheiformes, Rheidae. The coding region runs from base 250 to 1236 and encodes 328 amino acids. Gene Ontology annotation, molecular function: RNA polymerase II cis-regulatory region sequence-specific DNA binding; DNA-binding transcription factor activity, RNA polymerase II-specific. The record is from RefSeq and is a predicted model, not a curated record. The transcript has a single exon.